AUGGAGGAACGAACAGUUGAACGUACGGUUGAAGAUCGGUCACCACCACCAUACAAUAUCCCCGGCGGACCGGUGCCUGAGAUUAACGUCCCCACCCUCAUGCCGGAAUUUGCACUGUUUGACCGAGCCCUCACCGAAUACGAGACUAGUAGAGCCUCCUUGGGAGACGAGGAUAGUAGUAACACCCUUUGCAAUCAUGACGACCUAGUCACAGAAGACGGGGUCACUAGUUGCUUAGAGUGCGGGGAACAGAUGCAGCGCGUGAUCGCACACGAAAGGGAGUGGGGUUUUUACGGACAUUCCGACGGCAAACGGUCUUCGAAUCCAAGUCGGGUCCAGGUACGUAGGUCUGAGGAUAGAAAUAUUGACAAGGAUGUGGAGAACAUGGGUUUUAGUGGGGUAAUUGUAGCCAAAGCUAACGAGAUAUACACUCAGGUGACGAAAGGCCAGAUUUUUCGCGGCGACCCACGGAAGGCGAUCGUCUUUGCGUGUAUCUACUACGCCUACAAGAUGUCCGGUAAGUGUCAGACACCGAAAACCUUAAUGGAGACUUUUGGAUUGAGCAGGAAGAGUUGCCUUAAGGGUCUAAAAAUCUUCAGUAUUAACAUGCCUAAAGAUUACUUACUACACGGAACGUCUCCCACCGUCGUGGACCACAUUCGCGACGUGAUGGAUAGAUUCUCGGCGUCCCCCGCACAGAAGGGAGAGGUGGUCCAGCUCUACUACAGAUCUGAGAACCGCUCGUCUGAGUUGAAUCGCGCUCGCCCACAAUCCUUUGCGGUCGCUUUAACCUAUUACUGGGUACGGCUAAAGGGGGUCGAUAUUACACUUAAAAAAUUCUCCGAGAGAACGGGCGUCUCCGAGUUAACCAUCAGUAGGAAAGCGAGAGAAGUGGCCACAGUCCUGGGUACGCCUGGUGUGGUAUGA
Nematostella vectensis (starlet sea anemone) is the source of this 927-nucleotide messenger RNA. Its product is annotated as transcription initiation factor IIB-like. Gene Ontology annotation, biological process: transcription preinitiation complex assembly; DNA-templated transcription initiation. Gene Ontology annotation, cellular component: nucleus; transcription preinitiation complex. Gene Ontology annotation, molecular function: TBP-class protein binding. Bases 1 to 927 code for a protein of 308 amino acids. The record is from RefSeq and is a predicted model, not a curated record. The transcript has a single exon. Lineage: Eukaryota; Metazoa; Cnidaria; Anthozoa; Actiniaria; Edwardsiidae.